CGGUUGGCCCACACCGGACGUGGCAGUUCACCGUCGGCUACAGCUGUGUGCGCCGAGCCGCUGCUUUUGUUCCCUGUAAAAGCCAGACAAAACCUCCUAUAUUCUGCGGAUCGGACCUUCCGCCAUGGGGCUCACGAUUUCCAAUUUGUUCACCAAGCUUUUCGGCAAAAAACAGAUGAGGAUUUUAAUGGUUGGUCUGGAUGCUGCUGGGAAAACCACUAUUUUAUACAAACUGAAGUUGGGUGAAAUUGUAACAACAAUCCCCACAAUUGGUUUUAAUGUGGAGACAGUAGAGUACAAGAACAUCAGUUUCACAGUGUGGGACGUUGGUGGUCAGGACAAGAUCAGACCCCUUUGGAGACAUUACUUUCAGAACACACAGGGUCUGAUCUUUGUAGUGGACAGCAACGACAGAGAAAGAAUCGCAGAGUCAAGAGAUGAACUAAAUAAGAUGCUCCAGGAGGAUGAGUUGAAAGAUGCUGCCCUAUUGGUGUUCGCCAACAAGCAGGACCUGCCCAACGCUCUACCGGUCAGUGAACUCACGGAGAAGCUCGGCCUGCGUGCGCUCCGCAACAAAGACUGGCACAUUGAAAAUGCCUGCGCCACCCAAGGCACCGGUCUCUACGAAGGACUAGACUGGCUAUCCAAUGAACUGUCCAAGAAAUAAUGCAGGAAUUGACAGAACGCAGACAAAAUGGCUGAAUCUCCACGAAGGACAACAGACCAACAUCUACGCACCAGGAUACACUUAACCACCUCUGGGCUCGUUGGGUCUAAGAACAUUUUAACAUCUCAUUCUCUCUCUCCUUUUCUGAACGCUAUUGUCUUGUCAAGAUUUCAGCUCCUCCUCUUUUUAUUUCCAAAUGUGUGAAUUCAGAUUUUGUUUUUUUUGUUUUUUUUCUCUGACAUUGAAAGCAUCCCAUUGCUUUGAGUCUGUACUGUAAUUACUCCCAUGUAUGUCGAGGUUAGCAAUGGUCAAGGUAAUCUCCCAACAUUUUUAUUUUAUGUAAAUCACCAAAUUCUACUACUAUACAAUUUCUUUUAUGUUUAAAUGCAUGAUGCAAUGGACCAGUGUUUUGUCAAUUUUGACAUUUCCUGAUUUUUUUUUUUUUUUUUUUUUCCCUCUCAAAUGGAUUACGGACUCUAGCGUCGCACAUUUUUGUUUCACUUUUGUUUUACCUGAAAGGGAUAGUCCAGUAUAUUGAAAGCAAGUGUCUGUUACUUGGAGAUGGUAAAGUACUUUUUGCAGUAAUUGCUGAAGUAGAGAAGUGGUUUCAACUAUUGACUGACUUGAAUUGUGGUACAGUCAUGUAACUGUGAUAAAAUCAAUCAAACGGACAACUCUGGUUCUGCUUUUCCAAAUAGUGUCUUAAGUAGUGAAUGUGAUCUCUCAGAAUAUAGGCACUUUGACAAAAUAUUGAACUGUCCCUUUAAUUUGACCGUAAAGUAGCAUGUUUUGUGUUGUGUAAUAUUUAAUAACGUUUUAAUAAUUGUAUGCGUCUUCACAUACAACCAUGUUGGCCCAUUCCAAAUUAUGCUUGCAAAUAGUCAGCAUUUAAAUAUUAUUACGAAAUAUCUUUGAAUAAAAACUAUGUUUAAACCAA
Messenger RNA from Boleophthalmus pectinirostris (great blue-spotted mudskipper), 1604 nucleotides. Its product is annotated as ADP-ribosylation factor 4-like. Gene Ontology annotation, cellular component: plasma membrane; cytoplasm. Gene Ontology annotation, molecular function: GTPase activity; GTP binding. NCBI's taxonomy places the organism in Eukaryota, Metazoa, Chordata, Actinopteri, Gobiiformes, Gobiidae. The coding region runs from base 125 to 667 and encodes 180 amino acids. Gene Ontology annotation, biological process: vesicle-mediated transport; intracellular protein transport. The transcript has 6 exons. The record is from RefSeq and is a predicted model, not a curated record.